Canis lupus familiaris (dog) is the source of this 1975-nucleotide messenger RNA. It is a transcript of the gene TPD52L2, whose product is annotated as TPD52 like 2. Bases 1041 to 1841 code for a protein of 266 amino acids. NCBI's taxonomy places the organism in Eukaryota, Metazoa, Chordata, Mammalia, Carnivora, Canidae. The transcript has 9 exons. The record is from RefSeq and is a predicted model, not a curated record. Gene Ontology annotation, cellular component: cytoplasm. Gene Ontology annotation, biological process: carbohydrate metabolic process.
UUUAUGUCGUGAACAGGUUGGCCAGGAGGUGCUGACCUCAGCUGUCCCGGGGCGUGUGAAGGGAAUAAGCCAAAUAGAGCAUCUUUGGUUAGUUUGUUUGUUUAAUAUUUUAUUCAUUCAUGUGAGACACACAGAGAGAGACGGAGGCAGAGGGAGAAGCAGGAGCCACGCAGGGAGCCCGACGUGGGACUCGAUCCCGGGACCCCAGGAUGACGCCCUGGGCCGAAGGCGGCACUAAACCGCUGCACCACCCAGGGAUCCCAGCAUCUUUGGUUUUAAGUGCAGUCUAUUUUUAGCACACUCUGGGAUUUCCACUAGAGAAACAUAAUCUGCGAACUAAAGAACUUCUUUCCCACCUUUGUGACUUCACAUUUAUUUUAUUUGUUUCCUUCUUAAAAAGUUCACUUAUUUAACAUCUACAGCUCCCGUAGGGCUCGAGCUCCCAGCCCUGGGUUUAAGAGCCAGCCAAGUGCUCCUGUGCCUUUACUGUUAAAUGUGCUAGACAUGGUGCCGAUUGCGUGGUACUGAAGGACGGCCGUGGGUUCGGAGCUGGGAAGAAUUGAAGCUGACGCAUGUUUCCUCGUGUGGCAUCUCGCCAACUUUUAGUGCAGGCGGGAAGAUGCUUUUAAAUCAAAGAGAAGAUAGUGUAGGAAUUGGAACCCGAUCCGGUGCAGCAGAGGUGCGGAAGCAGUGUUGCCUCUGCGCCUCGCUGCGUGUUGCUGUGGAGCGAGGGUCGAGGACAGACUACAAGGCGUAUUUUGUUUUGCUGACUCCCGGCUGGGGCUGGAUGACGGGCAUACGCUCCUGGUGUGCAAUUUUAGUGUGUGUUCUGCGGAUUGGUUGAUUGCAAGUGGUGCUUGUGUUUACAGCUGCAUUAGGUUUCUCCGCUCUAAAACUUACAUCUAUUAGGUCUGACAGCUUUGUGGCAAAGGUUUCCGAUCUCAGGAAAGUGCACUCGCAUGGGGGAAGCAGUUAGGGUCUGGCUGCCUUUCUUGUGCCCUGAAGUAGCACCUUAGGUGGUCUGAGGCGCCCUUGGCCUGAUGCCAAACCAUCCCUGCAGAGCUUGUUCAGAUAUCAACCUGAAUUCUCCUAACAAAGGUCUGCUGUCCGACUCCAUGACAGAUGUCCCUGUCGACACGGCGGUGGCUGCCCAGACUCCUGCUGCGGAGGGUCUGACCGAGGCUGAGGAGGAGGAGCUUAGGGCUGAGCUUGCAAAGGUGGAAGAGGAAAUUGUCACUCUGCGCCAGGUCCUGGCAGCUAAGGAGAGGCACUGUGCGGAGCUGAAAAGGAAGCUGGGCCUCUCUGCCUUGGAAGGCCUGAAGCAGAACCUGUCCAGGAGCUGGCAUGACGUGCAGGUCUCGAACGCCUAUAUGAGAACUUCUGAGAAACUUGGAGAGUGGAAUGAGAAAGUGACCCAGUCAGACCUCUACAAGAAGACUCAGGAAACCCUCUCUCAGGCGGGACAGAAGACUUCAGCUGCCCUGUCCACCGUGGGCUCCGCCAUUAGCAGGAAGCUCGGGGAUAUGAGGGCUCGUCCGUUCUCACACUCGUUUAGAGUCGGGUUCUGGUGGACGAGCCGAUGGCGCGGUGAAUGCCAGUCUGUCCCUGUGCUAACUCCUGCUUCCUUCUCUGCCUCUACCAUGCUUGCGAGCAGCAGCUCUUCAAUCCGCCACUCGAUAAGUAUGCCGGCCAUGAGGAAUUCUGCGACCUUCAAGUCCUUUGAAGACCGAGUUGGGACCAUAAAGUCUAAGGUUGUAGGUGGCAGAGAGAAUGGCAGUGACAACCUUCCCUCCCCGACCGGGAGUGGCGACAAGCCCCUGCCCGACCACACGCCUUUCUAAGCCCAUCGCAGCUUUGCCUGGCCACGGAACAAGUGCAAGCACACCCUCAUCGCCACUGCAGCCCUGCCCCGGAGCAGCAGCCCGCCAGGCCGCAGGCGGACGCACACAGCUGGUUUUGAGGAGAGUCGUGCCGU